CUUUAGCGAAUAUCCAGUGUUCAAAAGUGCACCGUCCACCAAGAAACGUAGUAACGUAGGUGAUGCAUUGUUUCUGCGCUCGGUGAAAUUGCUUGUUUUUAUAACGCAAAUGUGCUGUGCCCGAAUUUUGGAUCAGUGAGUGAACGAACCAGUUUUUGGGGCAAUAUGAUGCGUUUUACUUUGGUGUACUUGACAGUGCUUCAUUUCCCAGUCAUCAUUUACUCGAGCAAAUCUUAUAGUGAUCCCGGAACAUUAGUCUAUCCUCUGCUCUUUGAAACGAGGAGUGCAAAUGGAGAGAGAACUGUUCACUUGAGUGAUGGAAACUUUGUUCACCUUCACAAAGCUACCGUACUGCACGAUACUUUGACUGUGCACUCGUUUGAGAAGAACAAACGCAUCGUUCAAACGAUUGAAGCCAAGGAUAUCGAAGGAAAUCUUUACGAAAACAAAAGAACCUUGGCUUCUCUCCUUCUCGAAGAAACUGCACACGGAAUUGUCAUGGAGGGCCUUAUAAACCACACGUACCGCAUUCAACCUUUAUUUGAAGCUGAAAGGUCUGAGAGCGGACAAAUUGCUCACAAACUGUAUGUGGUGACGCCACACAAAGUAAAUUUUAUUGAAUCAAUUCCAGAAUUCGAUUCCUUCCCUGAGGAUGUUAAAGCAGAGGCCAGAAGCGAACUUCCAAGUGUUUUUCGUCCGGACGUGUUUCUAAUAUCCGAUUAUGAACACAACAGGCACUUUUCAGCCCUUACGAAACUGGUCAACUACCUCGUCGUACUCUUCAACGGUGUCAAACUACGAUACGAAAGUGUGCGCUAUCUACGAAUAAUACCCAGACUUGUUGGAGUUGAAUGCGCUCAGCGGGGGUAUGACUCCUAUGAAGUGAUGCAUGGAAACAGUAUGGUUGCAGAAAAUACUUUGAAAAACCUACAGUCGUACGUCGAAGGACGGCUAAAUGACUUCAGGGGCGCUGACGCCGUCAUGUUAAUCACCGGACACUCCAUGAUCAGCGUCAGCACUGGACAGAUUAGAACUGGAGUAGCAGGGUUAGCUAUGACUGGAGGUUUGUGCUCGAGACGAAGGGUGGCGGAAAGCUUGGACGUUGGAAGAGGUUAUGCUGGAAUUGUUCAUCUAGCUCACGAGCUGGCGCACUUAAUGGGAUCAAGUCAUGAUCAAGCGGCACCCGUACCAGGCAUUCCAGGAAACCAAGGUGCAUACCAUUGCCGCUGGAGUGACGGACACAUCAUGAGCUACGACUUGAAGGACGAGAACCAGUUCACUUUUUCAUAUUGCUCUCAGGAGCAGUUCGUUGUUUUCCUAAGGCUUGUCCCUCAACGUUGCAUAGAAAAUACUUGGACAGGCAAGUUGCCAAAGAACUCAAGUAGAUUUCCCGGUGACACGAUGUCCCGUAACAAAUUUUGCCGCAGGGAGUCUGGCUCUCCAAAAUCAAAGGAAUGCACCAAAAGAAGUGGGGAUCAUCUUUGCAAAAUAACGUGUUGUCCUGGAAAAGACCGGUACAGACGCAACGUUGACGUGGCUGAAUACUGGUGCCUAGACGGAACAAACUGCGGCAACAACAAGGAAUGCUACAAUGGUUACUGUACGACCAAACGAAAGAAGUAAAGCAGCAUCAAACAAAGAAAGGCGAGCAGCAAAUUAACCCGUUAGUGGUCAGUGUGUUUUAAAAAUACAGCAACGUUUGUAUUUCUAAAUAAAUAAAAAAAACUGUUA
Messenger RNA from Dermacentor silvarum, 1731 nucleotides. Its product is annotated as venom metalloproteinase antarease-like TtrivMP_A. The record is from RefSeq and is a predicted model, not a curated record. The coding region runs from base 166 to 1623 and encodes 485 amino acids. Gene Ontology annotation, biological process: membrane protein ectodomain proteolysis. The transcript has 14 exons. NCBI's taxonomy places the organism in Eukaryota, Metazoa, Arthropoda, Arachnida, Ixodida, Ixodidae. Gene Ontology annotation, molecular function: metalloendopeptidase activity.